AUGUGUACUAAAGACAUUUAAGACUUGAACUUUCAUUUUCUUCCCAGAGACUGACGCAUUGUAUAAUAAGUACAUGAUAAAAUCAGUAAUCAUAAUUAGUAAUGUCCUAUUUUUCAAACGAUGGAAAGAAGACGGGGGGAAAUAAAUGAAUAAUAAAAAAAAAAAAUCAUGAAGAACAUAUUCCAUCGGGUUCGGAAUCACAAUAAUCUUAUAUAGUAAACAAUACGCGGGAGAAGUUGAAAUGGACGAGAAUGAUUUCGAAUCACAGUAUGCGGAUGAAUUAGAUGCCCUUGAAGACUUUGAACCACCUGAUUUUUCGCCAUGCAAGACAAAGAGAAGUCUAAAAUUUGACACUCCAAAUGCCAAGCCUGCGAAAGACUUGAAUACCAGUAACUUGGAACCGUUAGAGAGUCCGGAAAAACAAAGCGGCAGUGUCGUUUUAUUAAAUGAUGAAUUCAAACGAUCAGAGAAAAGACUGAGGAGUGAUGAGGACUUUUCCAACUGGUCAGGAUGGGAUGACCAAGAUGAGGAUUUUCCAACUUUAAAGAGACAGAACAAAAAGGCCAGAACUAAUGACUUCGACAUCCCCCCUCCUCCUGCUGUUACAAUAGAAAAGAGAAUCACAGAUAUACGGACAAACCUUGUUCACCAGAGUGGAGAGAGAAAUGUUUCUGACUUGACAGAGAAUUAUGACUACGAAAGACCCAGAAUUCACAAAAGAAUUCCUAGUGGAGAUUUCAUAAGUACAACAAAUUCACAAGGGGAGAGAUUUUAUGUUAAACUCAAAGAUGAAACAACACUGUCAAAAGAGUUUGAUGAUGUUGGGAGAUCAAAGAAAAAGAGACAGCUGCUUUCAAUAUCUUUUGAGCAGCUGCGUGAACAGGCAGAGAAAUUGAGAGAAGAAAGGCUUAUUGCAGAGGCAGAGCACUGGACACGAGAAAUCCACAAAGACUUGUCGGAUAGACUGAGUGAUGUUGAUGACGAUGAAGAGGAAACUGUAUGUACUGAACCAGAAAAACUGCUGUGGGUGGAAAAGUUUGCUCCCAGAAUGUACACAGAUCUACUGAGUGAUGAGUCCAUAAACAGGACUUUAUUACACUGGUUGAAGCUGUGGGAUUACGUUGUGUUUGGAAAAGAUGUCAAAUUAAGGAAGAAGGAGGUUUCCAAGAAAGAAAAAGAGAAAGAACACAAAAAGAAGAAAUUCUUACCAGAAGUCAUUGAUGAGUUAGAUAAACACAACAGACCAGUGCAAAAAGUGGUGCUUCUAAAUGGACCGCCUGGCCUAGGAAAGACAACUCUUGCUCAUAUAAUUGCCAAACACUCUGGAUACAAUGUUGUGGAAAUGAAUGCAAGUGAUGACAGAAGUGCAGAUGUGUUCAAAACAAAAUUAGAGGCUGCCACACAAAUGAAGUCUGUGCUGGAAUCGGACCCCAGACCCAACUGUCUGGUGAUUGAUGAAAUUGACGGAGCACCACAAGCAGCUAUCAACGUUCUGUUAAAUUUUGUGAAGAGAUCUGAUGAAGCAGGAACUAAAAAGAAGAAAAAAGAUGAAGGGAUUCUUCUCAGACCAAUUAUCUGUAUCUGCAAUGAUCAGUAUGUCCCAGCUUUGAGACAGCUGAGAAUGCAGGCUUUAGUUAUUAAUUUCCCACAAACAGAACCAGCAAGAUUGGCCGGUAGAUUGUCAGAGGUUGCAAAGGCCCAAAGUUUGAGGACAGAUCUAAACACACUGCUAGCACUCUGUGACAAGACGGAAAAUGACAUCAGAUCCUGUAUAAAUACCUUGCAGUUUUGUUUUAGAGAGAAGAAGGAACUAACUAUGAGAGCUGUUCAGACCAUGAAUGUUGGUCAGAAAGACUCAAACAAAAGUUUGUUUUCCAUGUGGUAUGAGAUUUUCUCAUUACCAAGGGCCAAAAAAAAUAAGUUUAUAACCUUGCAUGAUAUACAGGGAAGAAACUGGAAAAAGAAUGAUAAUUUGUCCUUAGAGUCCAGGUUUAACAACAUUCUACAUUCAGCACAGUGCACUGGGGAAUACUCGAAACUUAUUCAAGGAAUGUUUGAAAAUUAUCUGGAAUGCAAAUUCAAAGAUCCAAAGAUGGAAGGGCUGGUGUUAGCCAAUGACUGGCUCUGCUUCACAGACCUGUUGAACUGUCAGAUCGCCCAGACACAGAACUACAGCAUUAUGCCUUAUAUACCCUAUGUAACGGUGACCUUUCACCUUUUGUUUGCCACAAACCAGCCCCAGAGAAUUCAGUAUCCACAUGCUGAUCAAGAGGCCUUUACUCAGAGACAGAAGAGCACCCACCUUGUGACCUCCUUAAUGUCGGACAUGUUGCCCUCUGUCAGGAAGUUUAUCAACGAAUCGGACAUGGUUCAGGAGGUCCUGCCUCCUCUGUUAGAUAUCAUACAACCAAAUCUCAGGCCUGUGAAUACCCAGUUGUACAGCGCCAGGGAGAAGGAGGAUCUAGCAGAACUGAUCAGAGUGAUGAUUGCUUACAACAUGACCUACAAUCAAGAGAAAACCCCAGAGGGACAAUACGCCUAUGUCCUGGACCCAAAUAUGGAAGUAGUUACUAGAUUUCCUGGUAUGAAGCAACACAAACAGCUGACAUAUGCCGCCAAACAAUUAAUUUCAAGAGAGAUUGGCCUGGAACGUUUAAGGAGAAACGAGACCCCUGUUCUAAGUUCCAAGGAGGCAAAAAAGAAUUUAGAUAAGGAUUCAGACUUCGUACCCAAUCAUUUGCAGAAACUGGAAGCAAAGCCAGUCAUGAGUAAAGAAGAAAUGGUUGAAAGAGAUUUUUUUGGUCGUAUCAUCAAGAGAAAGACUCCAGAAGCAAAGAAAGAAAAUGAGAAGGAGAAGAAAAAUGUGUUAAAUACAGACAUUUGGUUCCACUUCACCGAGGGAUUCUCAAAUGCUGUGCGGCGAAAUGUGAGAGUCAAGGACUUUUUAUGAAUACUAUAUUUAUAUAAACAUGUACUUUAUCAAGUGCUAAAAGAUAGAAUAAAAACCUCAAAAUAUUCA
Molecule: messenger RNA, 3019 nt
Organism: Ostrea edulis (European flat oyster)
Lineage: Eukaryota; Metazoa; Mollusca; Bivalvia; Ostreida; Ostreidae
Product: chromosome transmission fidelity protein 18 homolog
Exons: 23
Coding region: 242-2950 (902 amino acids)
Molecular function (GO): ATP hydrolysis activity; ATP binding
Source: RefSeq, a predicted model, not a curated record